AUACCCAGAACGGUCUGCUGGACCCUUGAACAGUGCAGAGAAUUCCGCAGUGGUACAUUUUUCACACAGGGAUUUGUUACUGCAGAGCUUGGUGAACUCAACUUGUGCCGCGGUGGCAUCAUCAAGAUUGCCAAAACAGCUUUUGAAUGCUGUGAGGAAAUCUUUGAGAGUUGCAAAGGGUGCCAUACCCCGCUGCACCCCAAUCGGUCUCCUUGUCAGGAGGGGUCACUAGGAAUGAUAUUAUUGGUGGCGGGGGGGACGGAGGAUGGCCCGGGGGUAGUUGUGACUGUCUGCCAGGCAAACUUUGGGAGAAACAAGUGCUUAAGCAGCCUCACAGUAGCAAUGGUGGUGGAGGCAACAGAGGAAGUCCAGUGGCGGGGCGACGUACAAUAG
Messenger RNA from Postia placenta MAD-698-R-SB12, 393 nucleotides. RefSeq lists its product as hypothetical. The transcript has 2 exons. The annotation marks the transcript as partial. NCBI's taxonomy places the organism in Eukaryota, Fungi, Basidiomycota, Agaricomycetes, Polyporales, Adustoporiaceae. The record is from RefSeq and is a predicted model, not a curated record.